UAUUUCGGUAUAUUUCUGAGGGUCAGAUAAAUCCGCGGUCACACUGAUCGCACAGUACAUUUACAUUGCAAAAAAAGCCUAAAACAAAGUUUUUAAACAAUUAAAAUUAAGCAAUCUUAUGCAUAUUAUUAAAGAACAACCCCUGCGUUCGCCUAUCAAUUAAAGCAAAAGUGGUGGCUGUGUAUUGUUGUUGUGCAAACGAGCCAAAAAGACCGUCGUCCAGCAGAGGGGCGAAGAGAGAAAAUGUCACCCAAAGCAGCAGCAGCAGCAGCAGAAAAAGUGUGAAGAAAUUACAUUUCUGGUCAAAGGCGCACUAAAAAAACACAACAAUAAGACAUUUAAAAAACAAUAAUGGUUCUACACUGAAAUGAUACACAAACAAUUGUAAUUUCACAGGGGCAGACACCUGCAAGCGCAAUGAGAGCAACGCUGAUCCUUAACAGGCCUUCGAUCGAACUCAGUCGAACUCUAUCCUGGCUUGAAUGUCGUCGGUAAUUGGACUCGGGAUCCACAGUUGGGACUCUUCUUGCAAUCCGCUGGCACAAUGCAAAGCCUGGACUCAUCGUGCCAAGAAGCCGACUUUAUCAUAAAUGACACGCUGAAGAAGUUGAAGGGCUCCAACAACUCUGACCAUGCCCCGGGACUAGCUCAUGCCGUGGUCCACGGCACGGGCGUCCACCAGCAGCAGCAGUUUGUCCAGUACCAGCCAGCCUCCUCCCCCAGUAGUCAUCAGCUGCAGUCGCAGCAAACGCAGUCCUACCACCACCUCCACACGGCGCUCCAGCAACAGCAGCAGUCAUCCCCAGUCGUCACUGUUGGCUUUCCGACGAGCAGUAAAUCGUAUCUGGAGACUAGCCUGCUGCAAGCCAUACCACAGAUUCCUGCCCAACCGCCCAUCUGCAUCUUCGAUGACGAUGAAUCGCCGCCCGAUGGGGGAGGGGCGUCAAUUGGGGGCUCCCUGGGCAUACUCACUGAGCCGACAUCGGCCACGCCCACCGGCCUGCCCACAGCGAUUGCCCCGUCGCCCUCAUCAUGCUCAUCCUCGACAACGACUCUGUCGAAUUUCAACUCAAUCACAUCGCCCUCGCCAGUAGUUCCUGACUUGUUGCUGUCUACGCCGCCAGGCAUCAACUCCAGCCUAAGCAAUAAUUCGACUGCCGCAGCUGCAACGUCGACGACGACGACGACGAACCCUACGACGACGGUCAGUAAGAAACCGGAGAAGCGGCCCGCCUCUGCCAACUCAACCUCCUCCUCCGGGGGCCAUCACCUGCAUCACCAUCACCUGCACCACCAGUCACACAACCACCAUGGGGUCCAUGGGGCCUCGCCCGCGUCGUCGCCCAGUAAGAGGCAGAAGUCCAAUAGCAACAGCACCAGCAAGGAGUGCAGCUCCUCUAGUCGCAGCUCAGCUUUAUCCUCAGCCCCAUCCUCCUCAUCGUCGUCGUCAACACCGCGCGCUGGCGCCGGCGCUGCCUCCAACAACAACAACAACAACAAUAGCACCUCGUCCUCAACGAAGGGCUCCUCGGUGUGUCCACCGGGCAGCACGAAGUUCUUCAAUCUACACGAGAAACUCAAGGAUCUUUAUAUGCAGCUGCUAAGCAACGACAUCAACUACUUUGCCGAGACAGGGCUUAAGCAGCGCACACGAUCGUUUACCCUGGAGCGGCUGGUGGAGCGCGAGAAACUCAACACGAUCGUGGUGAACCUCUAUCCUGGCAACAAGGGAUACUCGCUGGCCCUGCACUACGAUGAGCAUGUGACGCUGAACACGCAAACGAACGAGUGGUCCGUCAGUGACAGGGACGAGGCGGCGAGCGAAGGAGCAGGAUCAGGAGGCCAUAGGCGACUCCUAUCGACCAAGUCUGCGGCAAUGGAUGAGAGCCAAGCCAAGGCAGAGUCGAAGCACGACUAUGGCCUGGUUGAAGUGCUUCGAUGGCCGUACGAGAACGAUUUGCUGUUGCAGUGCAUCGAUCGCGAGAUCCUGCCAGAGUUUCUGAUGGAUCUGCUCUGUGCGGAGACAGUCAGCCUGUCGGAUGGGGGAGAGGGAACGCGGAUCUAUGCCAAGCCUAGCGUUUUCUACGCGGGCUGCGUCAUCGCCCAGAUCCGCGACUUCCGCCAGACGUUUGCCACCUCAACGAAUAUCUGUGAUAUGAAGCACAUCCUGCUCAGGCCGACGAACGCCACCCUCUUCGCGGAAGUGCAGCAAAUGGGCAGCCAACUGCAGGCGGAGGAUAAGCUUGCACUGGAGAGCCAGUUGGUGUUGGCCACGGCGGAGCCGUUGUGUCUGGAACCGGAUCCAAGCAUAGGACGGCAGGCCAUCAAUGCUCAGCACCAGCGCCAGCUCUUCAACUCGCACGAACUGCGCCGCCAGAUGAAGAAGUUCACCCAGACUGCCAUCAAUCGGAAGCGCAAGCUGGACCAGUUCACCCACCACCAUGGGCUGGAGCUGUGCGACUAUCUGGCCCGACUGCGUCAGAGGCCCCGGACGGGGAGCAGUAGCGCUGGCGGCAACGCUACUCCGGCCACGGCACCCACCAACAAUCCUCUGGUGGGCGCCAUGCUCUCCUCCUUUACCUCAAAGGUCCCCAGGCGGCCUCACGAAGUGAUUCGGCCCAUUCGUCCUCCGUGCUUGGAGUACCCCGCCAAUCUCAAGGUGCCCGAGCAUGUCAUCAGCGUAGAAAAGUAUGCCAAGACCUUCGAGCCCCUCAAUGAGUUCAGCGAGGCCUGCAAGGAUGGCUGCCAGCCGAAUUGUCGCCACAACUUCCAGCCCCAACUGAUCGAGGAGUACGUCCUGGAGACUGAGCGGGAGGCCAACGAGGGACGGCGGGCGCUGUACCACAUCAAGCUAUCCAUCUACCAGCGUCCCUCCGAUGCGGAAUACCUCGGCGAACUGUAUGUGGAUCGCGACUUUCGCGAGGGGGAGCGCAAUGGGGAGUCCUGCCGCUUCGCGCUGGGCACUCGGGUGCAUGCCAAUCGAUACAUUCAGCAAUUUCGCGAGAUCUUCACGGAGGAGGGGCGCAAGGCGGUCAAGAUAACGCAUUUGAUACCAGGACAUGUGCCAAUUGUCACCCACACGGGGCUGACGAACGAGCAGCGGCUCCUCCUGCAGCAGCAACAACAGCAGCAGCAGAGGCAAGCUCAAUUGCAGCAGCAGCAACAGCAGCAGCAACAACAACAGCCGCAGCAUGUGGUAGUGGUCGGCAAUCCCCAGCACCAACAACAUCAGCAACAACAACAACAACAACAGCAGCCUCAGCAGCAACAACAACAACAGCCACAGCAAUUGUCUGCCACUGUGCACCAUGUGGCCCAGCCUCGCCAACAAAUCACCCAAAAGACUCUUAAUCUAGCAGGGGGCAGCAAUGUCAUCAACGUGCAGCAAAACAUAAGGCAGCAGCCUCAACAGCAGCAGCAACAGCAACAACAACAGCAACAACAACAGCAACAGCAAACGUACACCGUUGAAGGAACGCAGCAACAGGCAGCCACACAACAAAUUGUCCCGCAACAACAGCAGCCGCAGCAGCAGCAGCACAUACAGCUUCAACAGUUGGCCACCGGAAGCAGCAACUCUGCCACAACCACCCACCAUGUAAGCCUGAGCAAUGGAUCCCUGGUCCUGGUGCAACAGCAGCCCCAGCAGCAGCAGCAGCCACAGCUGACCCAGGCCCUGCAACACUCAGGCAUAACCAUUCAGCCGGCCAGCAUUCAACAGCAGCAGCAGCAGGUGAAGGGGCCAUCGGUCAUUGGCACCAACUCUGCUCUGCGUGCCCAGCUGAACUCCAAUGUGCCAAUUCUGCAAUCGCAGCUGAAGGCUCAGCAGCUAAUGCAAAAGCAGCAGCAACAGCAGCAGCAGCAGCAUCAGCAGCAGCAACAGCAGCAGCAGCAGCAGCAACAACAGACAACUGCCUCCAGUAAUAAUAAUAACAACAAUAACAGUAAUAACAAUAUGAACAACUCGGCCGCAAUCAAUGCCAUAAUGAACAGCAUCAUAAUCUCCGCCAAUCAGUACCAACAGCAACAGCAGCAGCAGCACGGCGGGACCACGACAAACAGCAAUCACAUUGCAACAUCCGGCAGCGGCAGCGGUGGCGGGGGCGGCGUCGGCGGCGGCGGCAACAACAACAACAACGGAAGCAACACCGCCACGCUGAAGAACUCCAGCAAUGCCUCAAUUCUGAACCUGCUCAACAGUGCCCCAGCUGCCAUGACCAGCACACCAGUGGCCAGUGGCACGUUCACAUCCUCCACCGGCCAACAGCAACCGCAGACGCUGACACUGGUCCAACACCAGCAGCAGCAGCAGCAAUCCGCUCCGGCCACCUCUGAUGUAGCCACAGCCACCUAUGUGCAGACAACGCGCGGCACGCCCACUCUGGUGACUGCCCAGCGGAAGCAGCAGUCCAGUGAGGUGCUGCAGAACCUGCUGGGUGUCAACAGAAAGAUCGUAGGAGGCGGUGGCACCACCACCACUACCUUUCGGACCAACUCUGCAGGCAAUCUGAUAUCCGUCAACCUCAAUCCGCCCACGCAGGCGCAGCACCAGCAGACAGUAGACGGCGGCGGCCAGACGGUGCGAGUAUCCAUGUCGGCGCUGGCCUCGCAGCUGGCCUCUCCGCCUGCCAUAAUGACCAAUCCCACCACAAGCUAUACGGUGAUCUCGUCGGGCAACAGCGCUGCGACGGCUGCGGCCUGGAUACAGAGUCCCACGGUGCCGGUGCAGCAGCGUAUUCUGAACACUCUGAGAAGGGACAGCACCACAGCACCGCCCAACGCUAUUGUAGUGGGAAUGGCCGCUCCCUCGCCAGGCAGCGAUUCGAAUGCCUCGAAUGCCAGCGGGUUCGCAGUGCCCAACAACCUGGCGUCGAGCAGCAGCAGCAGCGGCGGGGUGGGAGCUCUUUCCGCCCUGCUGACAAAUGCGGCCACUCCCUCGCCCUCGGGUUCGGAUCACUCGCAGUCCUCGCAGUCGCAUCAGAACCAGGCCUUGCUUGAGCGUCUCAGCAAUGUUACUUCCAACGUGUCCGCCGUGGCCAUGCCGCACAUGUCGCCGCAGCAACCGUCGGCGACGCAGCAGUUCAUCACGAAGACCAUCGUGCACUCUCCCGCUACAUCAUCGAUACACUCGCCCAUGUCUAGUCCGCAUCCGCAGCCCUCAGCCUCGCCCCAGCAGCACCAUCAGCAGCAGACGCAACAGCAACAAACCACCGCCACACUAAACCUGCAGGGCAUCAAUCUGUCACAGCUGCAGGGUGCCAUGGCCAACUUUACCGGCCUUCAAGUGCAGAUUCCCGGCUUCACGCAGCCCAUCUCGCUGCAGUUCUCCGGCAACAGUUUGCAGCAACAGCAGCAGCAGUCGGGGAACUCGGCAACGGGUGCGGGCACGACGCAGGGCCAGCAGAGGAGUGUUCUGGUGUCGGUUCCCGUCUCGAGCCAGCAGCACCAGCAACUGCCACACACCAUCACGCUGCAGACGCAGUCACACCAGCAGCAACAGCAGCAGCACGCUCCGCCGACGGGAACGAUAGUCAGUCUGCCCUCGACAGUGGGCGGCACACAGACGGUGGUCAUCACGAACAACGCAGGCGGCGGCGGAGGUAGCGGCAGUGGUAACGGUGGCGGCGGCAGCGGCGGCGGUGGAGGAGGAGGAGGAGCAACAACGGCCAUGCUGACCCUUCCCAUUGCUCAAAUAGUCGGUGCCGGUGUACAGAAACUAAAUCCUCAAACAAUACGUACCUCAAGUGUUGGUGGUGGUGUAGGUGUUGCCCAGCAGACGAUCCAGCAGCAACAGCAGCAGCAGUCGGGCAACAGCAACACGGCUGCCAUUCAGCUGGUGGGCACCAUCCAGCCCCGGGCCCGGAACGUCCAGGUGGUUGGAGCCAAGCAAUUAACCACCAGCAGACAGCUUAUCACUACCCAACGCCAGAUAGGUGGCUCGACACUCAAGAUAGCCACUACUCCGAUGAAUGCUGCCAAUGUCGUAACCAGUAGUGGCGGUCCCAUUGUAAUGUCUGGCCAGAAGCUGCAGCUAAAGACUGUGAAGGCGCCAAUGCAGCAGCUGCAACAGCAGCAACUGCAGCUGCAACAGCAACAUCGAAUACUCAACCAGCAGAGCACCGCCACAGUCUCGUCACAGACACUGUCCAGUCCCAGCCAGGUGCAGGUGCCGCAGCAACAGCAGCUGCAGCACAUCCAAAUCGCUGGACGAGCCACCACUGCCACGGGAGCCAUAACCCAGCGGACACUCACGGCUCUGGCGGCGGCCAAGCAGCAACAGCAGCAGCAGCAACAACAGGCGGCGGUCAAUCGACGGCGUUCCACCACCGACGCGACAAAGUAAAGGCGAUGAAGAAAAGAAAACGGCACAAUAUUAGAUUUGUGUAAGGACUGUAAGGACUGUAAGGAAUGAGAGGACUGAGAGAUGAAAGAUGAGAGCGAGAAAGUAAUAAGGCUACGCGUUGUGUAUUUGCAUGAUAUUAUAGCUUAUGGUUACCUCCUAACUAUCACCACUAUCGUACAUUGUAUACCCAUAUAUCUAUAUAUGUUUUGAUGUGUAAUCGUAAGUGUGAAAUAUGUAUGUAUAUGGGCAAUAGCAUGGCAGCUCAUAGUAUGUGCAACCUAGUUAGGAGCUGGAGCUAGCGGCAACUGGAACUGAAUUUGGUUGAGCUCUCCAGGUCUGCCGACUGCGCUUGUGUUAAUUGUGUCACCUUGGCAUAAACGAAUUAGGUGUAAAGCUCUUAAUAAUAUUUAUCUAGUUGUACAUAUAUACACAUUAUAUAUAUUAUAAAUACGAGUAUGUGAAGAUUGUUUCAACUUUUCCCGCGCAUCCAACCGCCAUUCUACCUAUUGUCCAUUUGGCUCCCAGCUCCAAUUCGUUAAGGCCUAGCUCGUUAAGCGUGCUAAUUUGAAAUUGUAAAGCAGGGGGUGGAUCACUGAAAACAAAAGAAAGCAAUAACAAGAGAAGUAAGGAGACAGCAAACAAAAAACGUAAGUUAAUUGUAAAGAAAUUCUAAUUAUUACGAUUACGAUUACGAUUACGUUAGCUACAAGAGAAUAUGAAAUAUGAACCGGUGUAGGGGUUCAUAAGAAUAAUUAUACAUAUUAAAUUGUACUAUUACUAUUAUUAUUGCUAAUUAUUAAAUCGAUUGCUUAGUUUAAGUUCGCUAAAGAAAAAACCCAUUUUAGUUUGUAUUGAACAAGUCGUAGCCUCAACCAAUUUAGUACUUCCAAUUGCAGAAACAUUAAAACGAAAAGCAAAAACAAACAAAUAUAUGCAAAAAGUCAUCACUUAUUUAAACAAUUUAUUUGUAAUAGCGCAAUGUACAACGAGACUAGCACGAGAAGAAGAAUCGUGAGCGGAGAGAGUUACAGAACGAGCGGGUGACGAGUAACGUGUAAAAAGUAACGCUUACACUAAGCCAAUUUGUUUUUUCAACUACGCCAGUUUCUGUAGAAUGAAAUUAUUUAUUUAAGCAACGAUUUUAAUUAUGUUACAUCAGUGCUGUAAUUGCUAAGCAUUGUUUGCUUCUUCUGCUGUACAACCCACAAAAACCUUAACUUCUUGAUAAUUCGAAAACGAACACAACACACAAAUUAACCUUACCCCAUAUAUGGCAGCCCACACCCACACCCACACCCAUACCCUUACCCGUAAGCGUAAACGUAUCCGUACCCAAAAACUCAAGCAUAACUUACUCAAUGUUAAUAUUAAUUAAUAAAUGUGAUUUAAGAAGAAUAAAAACAAAAGAAAUCAUGGUACUACU
Drosophila pseudoobscura is the source of this 7766-nucleotide messenger RNA. RefSeq names its product transcription factor Spt20 homolog (gene Spt20). The transcript is spliced from 8 exons. Bases 545 to 6343 code for a protein of 1932 amino acids. NCBI's taxonomy places the organism in Eukaryota, Metazoa, Arthropoda, Insecta, Diptera, Drosophilidae. Gene Ontology annotation, biological process: regulation of transcription by RNA polymerase II. Gene Ontology annotation, cellular component: SAGA complex. Gene Ontology annotation, molecular function: transcription coregulator activity. The record is from RefSeq and is a predicted model, not a curated record.